ACCUUAAGAAAUAUUCAACAUCAAUCUUAAGAAAUAUCCAACAUCAACACAUAAAAUAUCCAACAUCCAAAUGUACCUUAAGAAAUAUUCAACAUCAAUCUUAAGAAAUAUCCAACAUCAACACAUAAAAUAUCCAACAUCCAAAUGUACCUUAACAAAUAUCCAACAUCAACCUUAACAAAUAUCCAACAUCAAAACAUAAAAUAUCCACCAUCCAACACACAAACAAACUAGAACUCAACAUCUAAACAACAAUGUUCAACAUUGAACAACUACUCGGCGAAUGGGCGAUACGGUCUCUAUUCCCUAAAGUCAACGUACUUGUCACGAACCCGUUGAACCAAAUCACCAUAGGGGCCCAACCUGUCAAGAUCCUCAUCGGGAGCACGAAGCAAGAGAUCAAUGCCAUCAAUAAUCUGACACGCUCCUCCUCACGAAGUCUAUCUGACUCCUCCUGACGUUUUUUUCGCUCAGAUACUGUAACGUUGCGGUCGAGAACCCUCGAUUUUUCCUUGCCCCUUCUUUCGCUCAUUUUUGCCUGCUAUCAAGAAAAUAAAAUUUGAUUACUUUCACCGGGCUACUGAGAUGGCCAACUAAGACAUUGGAUAAUAUCCAAACAAACAAUGAGCCUAAGCGAUAUUCAAAUUCUCCAAUAACCAACUAACCACAAACCUAUAAUUCUAAGUGAAAUAAGCAGAAAUAUAACAAAAUUUGGUGGCCUGCAACAUAUUUAUCCGGUUUCCAUUUUCCUCUGAUCUCCUUCCUUCCCCUAAACCCUUCCCUAUCUCCCUUGUUCUCAAUUUCAAGUCCGACAAAGCAAAGCAAACGCAAAGUAAGAGAUUUCACCCAAAGAGCACGAUGUCCACAUAGUUCAUUUUAAACUCAAAGCUCCCUCGAAAAACGAGGGCUGUACAUUAUUGGCCUUACUUCACCUUCCUCCUAGAGACAAAAGACAAAAUGAUAUUUAAACUCCCAGCACCAGAAGAUAGCAAAAUUGGUUAUUCUCCAGGGUCAGGGCGGGUCGGAAAACAGGUCGGACCAGGGUCAGGGCGGGUCGGAAAAUGGGUCGGACCAGGGUCAGAGCGGGUCGGAAAACAGGUCGGACUAGGGUCAGGGCGGGUCGGAGACCGGGUCGGACCAGGGUCGGGGCAGGUGGGCUACCUGCCUCCGCCGGAUCCGCGCGGGUGCCCUGCCUGCGUCUACCCCGUCCAAAUCGAACGCCCUGGCUGCGUCUACCCCGGCCAAAUCGAACGCGACUCAACCGAAAGAGAAGGGAGGGAGAGAGAGAUUUACCUCCGGUGGGUCUGAGCAGAAGCAGUGGGUUGCGGCAGUGCUUCGGGUCUACGGCGGGUCUGAGCAGGAGGCUUCUCCUCGACGACAGCGGGUCUUGGUGGUAGAUGGCGAGGGCGGCGGGUCUGAGCAGAAGCAGCGGGUUGCGGCUGGUCCUCGGCGGCGGCUCUGGUUGACGGCGUGGUGGUAGAUGGCGAGGGCGGCGGGUCUUGGUGGUAGAUGAUGGCGAGGGCGGCGGCGGGUAUGUAAGUUUAGGGAACGGCUGCGGCUGUGUUUUGUUGAUUUGGGGGAGAACAGGGUAAGGGAAUGGCAGGGAAGGGUUGGGUGGGUGAAAUUAGGGUUUAGGUUAAAUGAGGGGUAAAAUCGCCCAUGUAUGUAAGUUUAGGGCUAGAAAUUAAAAAAUUUAGGGCUACGAAUAAGAAUUCAGCUUGUUUUGUGGGGAAGUGGAUCGCAUUUCCUAUCAAACUGAAAAUGCUCCGCUUUACCGUCCGGCUGCUACGCGGAGCAACCUCCGCCGCGAUCAGCUGCCCACCCCGCCGCCGCUUCAACACAUUAGCGCCGAUCCCCGCCGCCGGAGCACCCAACAAGGACGCCUACUUUGCUGCAAUCCACCAAAUAACCAACAUCGUCCGCCGCGACAUCUACCCGGAGCGCACACUAAACAAGCUCAAUCUCCCAGUUAACUCCGAGCUUGUCUUCCGCGUCCUCCGCGCCCUCUCCCAUUCCCCGACGGAAUCCAUCCGCUUCUUCACCUGGGCCCGAGGACACUACACCCCGACCUCCAUCGAAGUCGAGGAGCUCAUCAAAACCCUCGCCCGUGGGAAAAGAUAUGCUUCUAUGUGGCGUCUCAUAACUCAGAUGCGAGAUCAGAGCCGGCGGAUGGUAAAUACACCUGAACACGAGAGAGCUUUCUGCGUUUCCGCCGAGACUGUCUGCUUUAUUAUUGAGGAGUAUGGCAAAGGUGGGCUCGCAGACCAGGCAGUUGAAGUGUUCAAUAAGUGCAGCAGCUUGAAUUGUGAUCAGGGUGUUGAGGUUUAUAAUUCUUUGCUUUUCGCCUUGUGUGAAGUCAAGAUGUUUCACGCAGCUUAUGCUCUGAUAAGAAGGAUGGUUAGAAAGGGUUUGGUUCCUAAUAAGCGGACCUAUGCUGUUCUUGUCAAUGGGUGGUGUUCCAGUGGGAAAUUUAAAGAGGCUCAGGAGUUUUUGGAUGAGAUGAGUAAGAAGGGGUUUAACCCUCCUGUGAGAGGGAGGGAUUUGUUGAUUGAAGGUUUGUUGAGUGCAGGGUAUUUGGAGACUGCCAAGGAUAUGGUUAAGAAGAUGAAUAAAGAGGGUUUUGUUCCGGAUGUUAAUACUUUUAAUUCUUUGGUGGAAGCAAUUUGUCAAUCAGGGGAGAUUGAUUUUUGCAUGGAAAUGUAUCAUGGUGUGCGCGAAUUAGGUCUUGUUCCUGAUAUAAAUAGCUAUAAGAUUUUGAUUCCUGCAGUUUCAAAGGUGGGUAGGAUGAAUGAUGCUUUUAAGCUGUUGCAUAGGUCCAUCGAAGAAGGACACAGGCCAUUUCCUAGCCUGUAUGCACCAAUAAUCAAGGGACUUUGCAGGAUAGGGAAAUUUGACGAUGCAUUUUGUUUCUUUGGUGAAAUGAAGGUAAAAGGUCACCCUCCUAAUAGACCAGUCUAUACAAUGUUGAUAACCAUGUGUGGGCGUGGUGGGAGGUCUUUGGAGGCAGCCAAUUAUUUAAUAGAGAUGACUGAGAUGGGGUUGACUCCUAUUUCCAGAUGUUUUGAUUUGGUUGCUGAUGGGUUAAAGAACUGUGGGAAGCAUGAUCUGGCUAAGAGGAUAGAGCAGUUGGAAGUAUCUCUUUCCACGGUGUGAUUGCUGCACGUGGCAGGCAGACUCAGAAAUGUAAGUUGAUGAUUGUGAAGAAUCGGGAUUCCAUCAACAGAUAUCA
Molecule: messenger RNA, 3229 nt
Organism: Linum trigynum
Lineage: Eukaryota; Viridiplantae; Streptophyta; Magnoliopsida; Malpighiales; Linaceae
Source: the annotation of a GenBank genome assembly